Molecule: messenger RNA, 862 nt
Organism: Pelobates cultripes (western spadefoot toad)
Lineage: Eukaryota; Metazoa; Chordata; Amphibia; Anura; Pelobatidae
Source: the annotation of a GenBank genome assembly
AUGGAAGCAAGCAUUGAUGCCAUCUGUGUGUGGAAUGUUGCUGUACAGAGAUUCCACAUCCAUGGUUACAAGGAUGGUGUUAGCAGGGAGAUUGGUGAUUUGGCUGAGUUUGUUGAGGAAGUAGCAAGAGAAAUCUGGUAUUGUUAACAUUUCGGAUUACAAACUAUCUGACCCAGAAGCAUCAGUUCUCUCCAAAGGACUAUCAUUUUGCCCUAGCACAAAACUUGAUGACAUUGGGCUCUACUCUGACGUGGAAGAAUUUUUCAGAAGGAUGCGACUUAAGGAAUACUUCCAUGACAAAGAGAGCACUGAAACCACAAUGGAUUACAACAACCGGAAAAAAAACACUAAUUUCAGUCCAGCACCAGGACGAAAUGCCAAACUGGACAGUUACAUUGAAAGUUUCCUUCUAAGAACAGUAUCCUUGACAACCAAGCAAAACCAAAAGAAAAUGUUUCAUAAUCUCUCAGUACAGGAACAAAUGGCUAUAAAUGACCUGAAAAAUAAUCAUGCUAUCACCAUCAAACCAGCAGACAAGGGAGGAGCAGUAGUGAUAAUGAACACCCAGGACUACAUAAAAGAGGGUGACAGGCAAUUGUCAGAUGACAAAUACUAUAGAAAACUAAAUGAAGACCCCACCAAGGAAUAUACAUCACAACUUAGGGAGCUCAUUAAAUCCUUCCCUGAGAACUUACACCUAGAACUGCAAUCACUCAUACCAACUAGUCCCUGCAUGGGCACUUUCUAUAUGCUUCCCAAAAUCCACAAAGCAGGUAACCCUAAUUACAGGAAUGGGAACUCUCACAGAACAGAUCUCAGGACUGGUAGAAAAUACCCUAAAACCUCUAGUCACCAACACUAA